CAUGCUGUCGCACUUGGUUACAUUGGGACAAUCACGUAAGCUUUUUCAUUUUACGAAUACAUUGGUGAGCGUAGUGAACGCAGCAAGUGGAAGGGUGGCAAGGAUCGAGAUGAUAGGCAGCCACAGCACCGUGCGUUCAUCCUGCAUGCCUGCUCGGUGCUGUCCCCUGUGCCCGUGCUUGAGUGCAUCUCAGAGUCAGCGCCUUGGCGCUCCAACCGACCGCGUUCCGGCGGGUGCCACACUUGCCAGUCGCUGAUAGUGCGCUGCAUGGCUGCAUUGUCUCGACGAGUGCUCACCACCAACGGUCGGACAGGACACACGUCCAGCCGCAGCCACUAUCUUGAUCAUCGAGAUUCACUUAUUUAACUAACGAUCGGAUUCAGACAACGCGGCGUGCUGAACAACGAUGAAAUAACCAAGUGAGGUAAUCAGAAGUGGAAAACGGUGGGUAGCAGUGAGAAGCAGGCUUGUAAUCAACUUAAAAAUAUACGUUUCCGAGAAAGGAUAUUAUUACGUGUGAGAAGGAUAGAUCGUAAUAAUAACAUUGCGAAUUGAUGGUAAAUCUACAUUUGAUGAACACCCCACAGUAUUGUUAUGAAAUAACGCAGAAAAACAAAUGUUAUUGAAGGCAACGCGCGUUCCCUAGGUGCAUAUCGUGCUGCAGCAGUGAGUUUUUCAUUCUCCUCGCCCCACUUUUUCCUCACCGUCGCGCACAUGAACAAGUGUGUGGGGCCGCCUUGUGCGAGUCCAGAGCGCUGAAAGUGUGCAGGAAAUUUUGAAGGCAUUGGCAACACUCCUAAAAAUAUAUUCUAAUUCAUUAUUAAAUUUUAUAAUAACAUUAAUUACAAAACUUUGGGGUCCUGGAAUUUAAUGGAACGACGUCAUUUUGAUAGCGCAGAGGGAGUUGGCAGGGAGUCAUUGCAGUGUUAAUCAUCCAAAGGAAGAUGCAAGAACGCGCCGUCAGCACGCAGACGAACACCUGCAUCAACACUAGUAUGGAAUCCGCUGAUAGCGUCGACAUUGAUGAUUCUUCCGAUUUACAACAAGAACAAUCUUCAAGAAGUCGUAAUUCUAAUAACAAAUUGAAAGUUCUCGUUCGAAGUCACGCAAUGCGUGAAGCAUCACCAUCGCCACCGCGCGACCCCCAAUCUCCCAACGCUACCACUGCCCACUAUCACCACCACAACCACUACCAACCAAUUCAGACGCAACAUCAACAAUCAUCGUCUCAACAAAUGCACCAGCCGAAUACGCCGGUCUCGUCGCCUUGCAUUAAACUGACGCCGUCGUCAGACAGUCAUCCAUCUUCUCCAACGCGAACACUUCAUGUGCUGAGUCCUAGUUCGUCUCCAACAAGCACUCUGGUCGCAUCUCCGUCUCCUACACGUCUCGUUGACCAAUCCGAAUUUACCCUGCAAGAAGCAACUUAUACUACAGCAGAUGUAGGUCACCGCUGUACGAAAACCAACAAGCACUCGCGAAAAAAGAACCACUAUGAGCGAGACGAUGAACAUCGAAGUAACGGUGCUAUUGGCGGAAAUGUUGGGAUGAAAUGCGAAUGCCAGUCAAAUCUCACUUUGAAUAAUAACAAUUUACAUAAUAAUAACAAUAACAACACCCUGACAGUUAAUAAUCGAUUCGGAAAUUCUGGAAAUGGACGGGGUAAAUUGCGACAGCAGAGUUCUUCAUUGGGCAGUUUUGAUGGUAGUUCACCUAGUCUCUCCAGAGAUAACAGCAGUGAGCAGUACACUGACACAACUGGAGCCGAUCUGGAAAUUUUCAUUCCUGAAACUUUGAAUCGCAAUCAAAAGGAUCGAAAUCUUAUGCUACGUAUUGAAGAAGAACUUGUCCAACUAGCCAAAGAUGAUGGUCAAACACAUUUCAAAUUUCCCCCAAUGUCGAGUUACCAGCGUAUGCUGGUGCACCGUUGCGCGGCGUACUUUGGCAUGGAACACAAUAUAGAGUCGACUGGCAAAUGCGUUGUAGUGAACAAGACGAAAAAUACACGCAUACCCGACGUGGAGUUCAAGUUUCACAUCAAGGAGGAGUAUAACGAGGAACCACGACGCUCGAUCCUUAAACGCGAUAGUAACAGCAUCGAAGACUACAACUUUAAGAGUCCCGAUCGUCAAUACAGCCUGGAGAGUCGAAGGAGUAAAAGCUUCGAAGAGCGAGAGGAGGAAUACGAGAAAGCUAAACGUAGAAUAUUUAAUAAAGGGAAUCACGAUUGUAGUGCCGACGAUAUUGUUUGGGCUGAAGAAAUUGCAUGGUCUAACAACGAUCACGAAUCCAAAUAUCGGCUACAUAAUGAUUGUCAUCAUCCCAGAUCAUCGAGAUUGCUCAAAGUGCAGAGUGAGGAUCCAGGCGAAGAAACUAUGAGGCCCUGCGUAGCCAAAUCGUACAGUUUUGGUGGUUACGGCGGCUCUUUAGCUCGAGGUGAUUCGAUGAUGUCAACACACAGUGCAGGACCGCGAUUACUCUCGAAACAAGAUUCUUCGGCCAGCAGUGUCUCGUGGCACUUAAGUCCAUCGAGUUCCGGGUACAAAACCCAGUCUCAGCGCUCCGAGUCUAUCACGCCGUCGCCUACAUCGACGCCGUUUUAUUCCUCGAAUGACUCAUCGUCGAUCCGUCAGGACUCUACAGCAACGAACGCCAGCGACAUUCCAUUACAGAACGACGACGAUAAUCAGCAAGUCGUCUGGGCAGUGACGAAUAUUCAAAGUGUUCCGAAAGGCAGCGUCAUCAUCAAUCCGCAAACUGGUCAACCCAUUAAAAAUCAUGAUGGUACUUUGUACCACCACGAUCCGAAUAAUCCAUUGCCGGAACUGCCACCGCUGCCCGACGCUACAAUAACGAAUAAUGGCAAUACCACAGCCCAUGUGAGUGCUAAGCCACCAAUGUCUCCAGUGAAAAGUAAAAAAGAUCGCCCGCCCUCACCAAAGAAGCGAAAUUCGCCAAUUAAAAAGACGAAUAGUGCCACUAGUCCUAGUUUACCGUACACGCCACCUCCACAUCCAUUAUCUUUGCCUACUAUACCCCAAAUGCCGGUCGCCACGCAGUUAAUACAAAGCAAAAAUUUUCCGGGCUAUGCUGAGCAUAAUCCUGCACCGCUAAUGCAAAAUCAGUAUUACGGGGGGACUUAUGAUUACGCCCCGCCUUGCAUCGUGUACGCACCGUACGGGCAGGUUCCCGUCGGUUAUGACACUCGAAUUGAUACAACACCGUUGCAAGAACUUACUCAUCCGUAUUACGUCGAUCCAACUACCUAUCAAUCGGCACCUGCUGCAGCAGCUGGUGUUUGGUCGCAAACACAGUACGUCUAUCCCAACGCUGCUCCUCGGUUUGCUGUGCAACCGAUGCAGCAACCAGGAACCACAACUUUUAUUGCGUCGUAUCAUGCCGGUCAAACGACGAGCGGGUUUGUUCCACAACAAGCGCAACCAACAUCGGGGGCCAGUUCUGAAAUGAUACCAGUCUAUUCUCCGCAGUCACUGAUUUAUCCCACUGCACAGACUUCAGUCUUUCCCAAUCAGAACAUGAUAUACGCUGCCGCUCCACCACCAUCUGGUGGUACAUUUGCCAAUACUGUGUUUACGGCGCCUCCGCCAUCCACUGCAGUUGCGCAACAUAAUAUGACAUAUCCCGUCAACGUACUCACUCCAGAAGUACUUUAUCCUAUGGAACAGAUGGUGCAAGGUGUUGCGCAGUUGCAUCUUAGCGCCGCUAAAGAUGAGCGUCGAAUGACGCCCAAAGGAAAGGGAAGGAGUCAAAGUAGCACGGAAGCAAGUUCCCCAGCCACUGCUGUUAUGACUUUUCCGGGAGCACUUUAUCACCGACAGAAUUCUGAGACGCCGCCCAGCUUGCCACCUACACCUGGCUAUGGAGGUUCAUUUCCGCCCGUGUUUUUAAGACAAAUGAGUAACGUGAGAGCAAGUCCUCCGGUGCAAAGCAGGGCGAGUCGAUCCCCUACGCCUGUUACGCCAACAAUGCCGCUGCCUCCCAUGGCACUGCCAGGGCCAGAUAUGAUAAUGGGUGAUUCGCGGCACAGGUAUUCGAUGCCACCUGUUGUAUAUCAAACAAUGCCUUAUUCAAUUCCAAGUGACAGUAGAAUAAUAGCGGGUCGGGGUCAGCCAAACUCCUUCAGGCAGCAGUCGCCUCGCCCGCCACCCAAUCUCUCCCACCCGCCACACCGUCAGCAAGUUCAGUCGCAAAACCACCAGGCGGCUGUAAAUAACAGCAACUCGAAUAGCAAUAGUCACGUCUGUGGCGUACCGCAAUACAAUCAGCACGCGCCUCCAGCGAAUGACAAAUUCAAAAACAGAAAAAAUCGUUUAUAACCAUCUAAACUAUUAUACAUUAUGUGUAUCUUAUGGGAUUCUAGGAGCAACAAAGCGACGAAUCUGCAAUACACCAACAAGAAAUCUACUUAACUCCUCGAAACCAAAACAACAAAGGGAUACAUAAAUCAACUUAUUUAAUUAACCAACCAAAAAAUAGAUGAAACUUUCACGAUAUUAUAUACUUAAAAACAUCUUAAUGUUCUGUGACCAAAAAGAUUGAUCACAGAAUUUGCGACUACACAUGUAGGAACUAGCUGAACCAUUAAAAUUAUUGUUGUAAUAAUAUUUACAUCGUUCAACUAAGUUUGUUUCGGUUUUCGUUCAUUUUAAAUUUUAACGUGUUAAAAACGACCAUAUUACUGAAAAUAUGCAGAUAACACAGGGCAAGCGAUUCAGAAUCUAACAGCUAAUUUUAUCUCUGUUUUUAUUUAAUUUAUUUUUAUUUUAUUUUUGUUUUUCACAACUAAUAAGAAAAUACUGAAACUAGGAAGAUGGAUUUACUAAGCACAAUAUAGCGACAAUUGUUGAUACAAAUAUUCAAAGUUUAUUGUUACAUGGUUCAUUUAGACAAAGUUUUUGUGCCAUAUUUUAUUUUAACUGAUAAAUACUCAAAGAAAUAUUAUUUAACGUAUGUACUUAGUAAUUUUUAAGCACAAUUUGAGUUAACAUAAAAAGUCAGCUUUACUUGAGGAUAUAUUCUGUAUUUUUGUUUCUCAUAUUAACAUUAUCGUUUCGGGCACAAAAUGAUACUAUUUGCAAAUUAACUAUGUAAUUAAUAUUUCCAUUUAACUAUAUUUUAUAUCGUCUAAAUAUUUUUAUAAACAGUGAGAUUAUAUUUAAAUAUUACGAUUAUAUUAUACAAACGACAGGGAAAAUAUGACGGCAAUGUGCAACCAAGGAAAACAAAAUUAGUACUAGCGGGGCUAGAAACUAUUGUAAGAUUUUGUUUAUAACCUAACCUGAUGAUAUGGAAUGAUACAUCAAGAAUCAUUAACGAACAAACAAUUAAUUCUAAGCUAUAACCUAACAAUUGUAAUAACGUUGUUAAAGUUUUUCGAUAUUUUCUGUUUGUUGUUGACCUUAGCUGUUUGUUACACUUGCAAUGUUUUACAUGGGUUGGCACAGCGCGACAUGUUUUUGUCCUAUACGACAAUAGAUGGCAUAGCUUAACAAUUUUUCCAAAAGCGCAGGCGGAACUAAAGAGACCCGAAAUCUAAUUUCCAUCCACCGAUAAAUUAAAGACAUCUUUGAAGAACAAAACAUACGAGACAAUGGCCGUCAAUUAAGAUUAAAGCUAAAGAGCACCGAAUCGAUUUCUACAAUGCUGGUUGACGAUGCAAGUUGGUUUCUUCUUACGUCAAACUACAAACUAAAAUGAUUAUUAAAUAACGACUACGAUUAGCAAUCUAGUUACCUUUGUAUUUCAUACUUGAAUUUAUUUUUCAUUUAUAUUUUCAAUUAACUUUAUAAACGAGACGUGCGGUCAUCAAUUCCUUAAUUUCAAUAUCCUCAGUGUUACUCAUUUGUUCUUUGAAUUCACCUUUUAUCAGAUGCAAUUAGUCAUUUUUGAGAUGAGAUAAUAAAGAAAAUUAUCGAUGAAA
Dalotia coriaria is the source of this 5941-nucleotide messenger RNA. It is a transcript of the gene enc, whose product is annotated as R3H domain containing protein encore. The record is from RefSeq and is a predicted model, not a curated record. Bases 945 to 4337 code for a protein of 1130 amino acids. NCBI's taxonomy places the organism in Eukaryota, Metazoa, Arthropoda, Insecta, Coleoptera, Staphylinidae. The transcript has 11 exons. Gene Ontology annotation, molecular function: nucleic acid binding.